This is a messenger RNA of Nelumbo nucifera (sacred lotus), 2481 nucleotides long. RefSeq names its product poly(A) binding protein 7 (gene PAB7). The record is from RefSeq and is a predicted model, not a curated record. Gene Ontology annotation, molecular function: RNA binding. Lineage: Eukaryota; Viridiplantae; Streptophyta; Magnoliopsida; Proteales; Nelumbonaceae.
CCCUGCAAAUCCACACAAACACCUUCUCUCUCUGAUAUUCCGCAGAACGAAUGUUUUCAAAAUUUUGACUUACUUAGGAUCUUUUCGCAGAAAUCCAUUCCCUAAGAAGGAAAUCGGUGCAAAUAAGGAAAGUUCUUUAUUAAUCCUCAAUCCUUCUUCCUUCUUAUAUCUCCUACCUGGCUGCAUUGCACGAACCAGCAGAGAAGAACAGUUGUUGUCGUCGUUGUUAUUGUUUUUUUUUCUUUUUUUUUUUUUAUUCUCUCUUCUUCCCUCGUAAUUUCCGUGUGUAAUUGGGGAGUUUGAGAGAGUCUCGUUCUCGUGUUGCUUCGUCAAUGGCGGUUCCUUCUACCGUCCCUGCGCAAGCAUCGCUUUACAUUGGCGACCUUCAUCCUGACGUCACCGAUGGGCAACUCCUUGAGACCUUCUCCGUCAUUAAUAACCUUGCGUCUGUGCGGGUUUGCAGAGACUCCUUGUCCGGGCGAUCCCUCGGUUAUGGUUAUGCCAAUUUCGUUACUACUCAAGACGCAAUCCAGGCAAUUGAAAAACUGAACCACACUCCGUUGAAUGGGAAGAUGAUGAGAAUUAUGUGGUCACAUCGUGAUCCAGAUGCAAGAAAAAGUGGUAUAGGAAAUCUGUUUGUGAAGAAUCUGGAUGAUUCCAUUGAUAAUGUGAGGCUUCACAAGAUGUUCUCAAAAUAUGGGAACAUCUUAUCAUGCAAAGUCGUGACAUCUCAGGAUGGAAAGAGCAAAGGAUAUGGGUUUGUCCAGUUUGAAUCUGAGGAAUCGGCAAAAAGUGCGAUAGAGAAACUUAAUGACUCCACUGUUGGAGGAAAAAAGAUAUAUGUUGGAAAUUUCAUAAAGAAGAGUGAUCGGGUUUUACGCAGCCCCAAUGCUAAAUAUACAAAUCUGUACAUGAAGAAUCUGGACCAGGAUGUGUCUGAAGAACUUCUGCAAGAGAAGUUCUCUGAGUUUGGAAAAAUUACUAAUCUGGUUAUCUCAAAGGAUGAAAAUGGGAACUCGAAGGGUUUUGGAUUUGUCAAUUUUGAAAGCCCAAAUGAUGCCAAGCAGGCAAUGGAGGCAAUGAAUGGAACCCAACUUGGAUCAAAGACUCUAUAUGUAGCAAGAGCACAGAAAAAGGCAGAGCGGGAGCAAAUCUUGAAGCAUCAAUUUGAGGAAAGACGUAAGGAGCAAAUCCAGAAGUACAAGGGUUCAAAUGUAUAUGUCAAGAACAUUGAUGAUAAUGUUGGUGAUGAUGAAUUACGGGAGCAUUUUAGUCGAUGUGGCACUAUUACUUCUGUGAAGCUUAUGCGUGAUGAAAAAGGAAUAAGUAAGGGGUUCGGGUUUGUAUGCUUCUCAACUCCUGAGGAGGCCAAUAAAGCUGUAGCCACCUUUCAUGGAUGCAUGUUUCGCCGGAAGCCCUUGUACGUGGCUAUAGCACAAAGAAAAGAAGAGAGGCAAGCACAAUUGCAACUUCAGUUUUCACAGAAUAUGCCAGCAUUAGGGGGUCCCUCAACUGCUGUUAUCCCUGCUGGAUACCCACCCCUUUACUAUACACCUCCUCCUGGUGUUGUUUCACAAAUUCCUCCUCAGCAGGGGCUUAUGUAUCGACCUCUUGGUUUGAGGCCAGGAUGGAGGCCCAGUGGAUAUGCACCUCCACCCAGACCAGCUUUUCAACCUAUGCCACUUCCUAUGAUUCCUACUGCACCAAGACAGCAGAGACAAAAUAGAGGCAGGAUAAAUGGGUAUAUGCUUCCCCAGGGUGGUGGAAACUCUGUCCAGUUUAUGCCAAAUCUGCAACAGCCAACUCAGUCAGCAAAUUCACUGAAAGAUUCAAGCAAUCAACAGCGAGUGGGAAAGACCAACUAUGUCCCAAAUGGGCGUCUGCGUGACGCUAGCAAUGGACCAAUAAUCCCAUCAACUGCUUCCAAUCUUGUUGGAGCUGUAUCCCAAGGAUCAGACAUGUUAAGUAGCAUGCUUGCUGCUGCUACACCACAGCACCAGAAGCAGAUACUAGGCGAGCGCCUCUAUCCCCUUGUCAUGAAACACAAGCCUGAACUUGCAGCAAAAAUAACCGGCAUGCUUUUGGAGAUGGACAAUUCAGAAUUACUUCUGUUGUUGGAAUCACCUGAAUCAUUGGUUGCUAAAGUUGAAGAAGCACUGCAGGUGCUAAAGCUCUCAAAUACCAAGGUUGCUGGACAGGAUUCCCUUCAUCCCAAUUACUUAUCGACUGAGGUUGCAGUCAACUAAAUAACCAUAUUCUGGAACUGCGGUUAUGCUCUGCAAUUUUAGGGCUUUCAAAUUUUUGAUAGUGAGCAUUAGAGCUUCCAAUUUUGUCUUCUAAAUCGAUUCCUUUCAUAGAUUUAUUUUUAUUUUUAUUUUUUUGUAAGAGUGUGAACUGUAACUUUCGGUAUCUGACCUGCUUAUCUGGAUGCCCGGUUGUCCUUAAAAAGAUUGGGUGGUAAAAACAGGUUUUUUCGAUUCA